This is a messenger RNA of Trifolium pratense (red clover), 1121 nucleotides long. Its product is annotated as gamma-interferon-responsive lysosomal thiol protein-like. The transcript has 5 exons. Lineage: Eukaryota; Viridiplantae; Streptophyta; Magnoliopsida; Fabales; Fabaceae. The record is from RefSeq and is a predicted model, not a curated record. The coding region runs from base 211 to 972 and encodes 253 amino acids. Gene Ontology annotation, molecular function: oxidoreductase activity, acting on a sulfur group of donors, disulfide as acceptor.
ACUUCAUCUAUCCGAAGUGAAUUAGCCACAAAAAAAUAUUGAACUUAAUAUACCCUUAAUCUGGUCCAAAUUCAUCCACGCAUGAAUGUUCAUUAUUGCCUUGUUUGUCUCAAUCAAGAUAGAAAAUUAACACCCUUCUUGUGUAAUCUAUAAGUAUAAGUUACUUAUUGUUCUCAAACACAUCACAACUUGUUACUUUGAAAUUCAACCAUGGUUUCUUCUAACACCCUCUCUCUUUCUCUCAUCUUAUUCCUUUCUCUCUCUUCAUUUUUCUCUCCCACUCAAUCUCACAAAAAGGUUUCACUAGAAUUGUACUACGAAAGUUUGUGUCCUUACUGCGCCAAUUUCAUAGUCAACUACUUACCUCAAGUAUUCGAACAAGAUCUUAUCUCAAUCGUUGACCUUAAACUUGUUCCUUGGGGUAAUGCUAAACUCAGAGAUAACUCCACCAUUGUUUGCCAGCAUGGUCCAGUUGAGUGCUUGCUGGACACGGUUGAAGGGUGUGCUAUUGAUCUCUGGCCACAACCGACCAAACAUUUUCCUUUCAUCCAUUGUGUUGAGGAUUUGACCUAUCAGGGUAGGGACGACGAGUGGGAAUCUUGUUAUGAGAUACUGGGUCGGGAUUCAUCACUUGUCGAUGAAUGUUAUCGUAGUGAGCAUGGGAAAGAGUUGCAUCUAAAGCAUAAAGAUCAAACAAAUGCUCUACAGCCUCCUCACACGUACGUUCCAUGGGUAGUUGUGGAUGGCCAACCAAUCUACGAUGAUUAUAGAAACUUCGUAAGCUAUAUCUGUAAAGCUUAUCAGGGUAAUGAUGCACCUCAGAUUUGCAACCAAGCAUCACAUCUUAGUACUGUUCGAGAAGUGGAAGCUAAUUCAGUUUGCGCUAGGGAAAAAGUGGUGCCAUCAUUGGAAAAGAUAAGAUCAACCGUUGGCUCAUGGAUGAGCCAGAUGAACCUUGUUGGUGCAAUUUAGAUGUGUGUAAAUCAGAAACAUACCUGCUGUAAUUUGAACUUGUCACGAGUUAGUAGUACUUCCUCAGCUUAAUAGAACUCAAAAUAAAACUAUUUAAUGUAUCUUGUAACAUAAGUAAAUUGCAAUAAGAUUAUAAUUGUUUCAACAUA